Messenger RNA from Brassica napus (rape), 414 nucleotides. Its product is annotated as cytochrome c oxidase copper chaperone 2. The record is from RefSeq and is a predicted model, not a curated record. The transcript has a single exon. Bases 1 to 219 code for a protein of 72 amino acids. Lineage: Eukaryota; Viridiplantae; Streptophyta; Magnoliopsida; Brassicales; Brassicaceae. Gene Ontology annotation, molecular function: copper chaperone activity; copper ion binding. Gene Ontology annotation, cellular component: mitochondrial intermembrane space.
AUGAGUGGUUUACAAGCACAAGAGAGGGCGUGUUCCCUGAGCCAGCCAAGCAAAGAUGUGGCUGCCGCCGAAACAAAGCCAAAGAAGAGGAUAUGUUGUGCUUGUCCGGAUACAAAGAAGCUAAGAGAUGAGUGCAUUGUAGAAAACGGUGAAUCUGCCUGCACGAAAUGGAUCGAAGCUCAUCGUAUGUGUCUUCGGUCAGAGGGUUUCAAAGUUUGAGAAUUGUUUAAAGACAAAUGUCAUGGAGUGAGGAAAUGAUUAGUGACAAUAGAUUGUUGAUUUUGUUUUUCUGAACUUACACAACAAGUCAUGUAAUAACAGAGCAAACAGAAAGGGUUACAUUGGUCAAGAUCAAAUCAAAACUAUAUAUGUACUCAAUUACUCACAUUUAUCAGUGAUUUCUUAUAUCUCCAA